AUGAAGCGGAAUCGCAUUCAGUUUGAGGCCAAUGAUGAUACUUCAUCCGCUUCUCCGCAAGGCGGCUUCACUCCGGAGGAUUCGCGGCAAGCACAUAUCCCGAAGAUCUCUCGGCGGAUUCGUGCAUGUACAGAAUGUAAGCGGCACAAAGUUCGCUGCGACAUGAAGGCAGGUGAGUCGGAAUGUUCACGAUGUCGUCGCAUGAGUCUGGAUUGUGUUGUAAACAAGAGUCUGCAAACACUCUUGGAGGAUGAGGCUGAGUGGAAGACCGUGAUUGAGUUAGCAAUGACAGACCUGCUUAGGAAGGCUCAAUUGCCGGAGCUAUCAUACUAUCAAGCCGGGGGUAGAUCGAUCGAGACGCCCUCGAAGAAGAGUCGCCGGAAAGAGUCGACUGUGUCGGUAGAUGAGACUGGACAUAUCUUUGGAAAUCAUGGCAGGAAUAGAGCGAUGGAAAAUACUGCUGGUUCAGGCACGGGAUCAAGCUCUUCAAAUUAUGCUUUCUCGCAGCACCAGCCACAGUACUCCAUGGAUCGCGAGGAGACCUCGGCCACUUCAUUGGUGACUGCCCCAAUGGGGACUCUUUAUGAAGUGACACAGUUGAGUGAAAAUCGCGAGGGCUCACCUGGGCAUGACUAUGCGCCUGAUCAGGCGUUGGCGACUGAUUUCAUCUCCCGUGGUGUGGUAGAUCUACAAGAAGCGGAAGAACUGUUCUACCACUUCGACCAGGUACUCAAUCGUUACCUUUGGGAUGGCGCAUUGUUGGCACAUAAGGAUUUGACUGCCGCAAGAAAGUCUUCUUCCAUGCUGUCUGCGGCUAUUCUAGCCGUGACAGCGCUUCACUUGCCUUCCAAGGAACGUACAUUUGAUACGUGCUAUACUGAGUUUGCGAAACUAGCAUCGGAGUCGAUGCUGGGACAUCACCACACCCUGGAUGAUAUUCGCGCUCUAUGUAUCGGGGCAUUUUGGCUGGCAGAUGUUAGUUGGAAACUCUCUGGCUAUGCGGUGCGAAUUGCCACAGAGCGCAACUUGCAUCAAUUCUAUCGCAAGGCUAUCCAGGGUUCUCCAGAGCACAAAGAACAAGCUCGUCUUUGGUAUCUACUAUACACGCUCGAGCAUCAUUUCUCUAUCGCAUAUGGCCGGCCACCAAUCAUCCAUGAGGAUGCCAGUAUCACUCAACAUAAUAACUUCACACAGUCAGCAUCAGUAUCACAAGGAGACCUUCGACUGCACAGCCAAGUUGAUCUGUUUAUCAUUCUUACCCGUAUUUAUUUUUCAUUUGGCCCUGACGUUGAUCUCGAAGUACCUGAAAGUGAAUUCCCCAAGAUCGACCAGUUUGACGUAGACUUGAGCGAUUGGAAAUCAGCAUGGCUGCCCCGUCUUGCUGGGAGUCGACAUGUUGGUGCAUAUCCUUACAAAGCUGUCUACAUGCACUACCAUUUUUCUCGGCUGCAAUUGAACUCGGUUGCUUUGCGUACCUACCACUCUUCGACCUCUUCAAAAGUCAUGUCACCGGAGCGCAGAAAGCGCGCCAAUAUCGCCAUCGAGUCGGCAAUCGCUACCCUCAAGGUUGUCCUGGACGAGCGGGAUAUCCAGCGGGCUUUAGUUGGUAUUCCGCUGUAUCUCCACAGCAUGAUCACUUUCGCCGCCGUGUUCCUAUUAAAGAUCGCGGCCAAGGCGUGUUCUAAUGGCCCAAACUCAGGAGGACAGAGCCAAAACAACUCAAUUGCCUCAGCAGGCUUGCUAGUAGAUAUCGGUUAUGUGCAGGUCCUAGUUGGAAGGAUUAUCGAACUGAUGGUCUCCUGCAGCCAGCGGGCUAGCGAGCGUCACCUGAGCCACCAUAUUGCGCGUGGGCUUCGGAAGAUGCUCACUGGACUGGAAGAGUGGGAGAAGCGCAAUGGUGGCCAUAAGUCUCUGGGACCGACCCCGCAGGAAACACCGUCGCUCUUUAAGCCGGUCAUUAUCCCAGGAGCUCAAAUCUUGGGUGAACGCGAUACAAUAUUGAAUCACCCCCCACCGCUCUUGGGAGUCGCGCCCUUGUCUGCCGAGCGCGGUAACGUAUUCGAGCCUGUGGUCACGAGCAAGCCCGAGUCCGGCCUGUCUGAAGGGUCAAUAGAUCCGAUGAUGGCAGAUCUUUGGGGAUUCGAUGAAGACUACUUCCCUACCGGAGUUUUCGAUUUCCUUCAGAGCCAGAUGCCGGCGUAG
Messenger RNA from Penicillium odoratum, 2202 nucleotides. RefSeq lists its product as uncharacterized. The transcript is spliced from 4 exons. Gene Ontology annotation, molecular function: DNA-binding transcription factor activity, RNA polymerase II-specific; zinc ion binding; DNA binding. Bases 1 to 2202 code for a protein of 733 amino acids. Gene Ontology annotation, biological process: regulation of DNA-templated transcription; DNA-templated transcription. NCBI's taxonomy places the organism in Eukaryota, Fungi, Ascomycota, Eurotiomycetes, Eurotiales, Aspergillaceae. The record is from RefSeq and is a predicted model, not a curated record.